Molecule: messenger RNA, 2044 nt
Organism: Callorhinus ursinus (northern fur seal)
Lineage: Eukaryota; Metazoa; Chordata; Mammalia; Carnivora; Otariidae
Gene: TNFRSF4
Product: TNF receptor superfamily member 4
Biological process (GO): inflammatory response
Cellular component (GO): external side of plasma membrane
Molecular function (GO): protein binding; tumor necrosis factor receptor activity
Source: RefSeq, a predicted model, not a curated record
CGGUGGUCGACACUGCCUUCUCCUCUGUCCUCACGUGGCCUCCCUCUGUGCUCUUCCUGGGGUCUCUCCCAGAAGGACGCCAGCCCUUUGGGAUCAGGACCCACCCCUCUGACCCCAUCUAAACUUUACCAGCACCCCAGAGGCCCCGUCUCCACAAACAGCCAUGUUGGAGGUCAGGGAUUCAACACGUGGAUUUGGGGGCACGGUUCAGCUCCUAACACCUGCUGUGCUCACACACCAGCACACCCCUGCUUUUGCACUCGUAUGCACUCAUAUGCACUCACAUACUCCUGCACACCGGCACAUGCUCCCACACGCAUGCUCACCAUGUGGGCACAGGUGCCCUCAAAGCUCUUGACCACUGCCUCAGCCUGAGCCAGGUUUGGACACUUGGGCCAGGCGCCAUGCCCUGGAGUCUGGGGCACUGCUGAUCUUACCCCUGAGCCUAUGCCCAGUAGAGAGUCCAGAUGGUGAGAGGCCUGUCUCCUGAGCAGUGUGCUGCCUCAGUUUAUCCCUAUGUUCUGUGCACCCCUUUGCUUGGGGGUGAGGGUUGGCAUGAAUGUAGCCUUUUGUGGGGGGCAUUGCAGGGGCAGCUACCUGCUCGUCCUGAGGGGUCUGCCCUGCCCUGUACAGGGAGAGGGGGUGCCCAGAAGGAGCAAGCUUGUGGAGGGGCCCGAAGACUACCCUCAUCCAAACGGCUUGGUUGGGCUGGGCAGAGCAGGAGGGUACCCAGUGUGCCCAGCCGAAGGGACUCCACGUCCCCGGUGAGAUGGGGGCAGGAGGGGUCCAGUGUGUGGGGGCGCGGACUAGAUGUGCAGGCCCUGGUAGGGGUCAGGCGGCUGCGGGUCCUCCCUUUGGCCCCAGGUCUGCUGCCAGCCGGCUGAGCCUGAGGCUACUGGGCGUAGUUGAGGGGAUGAGGGCCCUGCGGCCCAGGGCAGGGGAGAAGCCCACAGCCUGGACGGUUGCUUCCCAGACCAGCCGUCUUCCUGCCGCCGGCCCAGGUCAGGGGUCCUCAGCCCUUCCUGGGCCUCCUUCCUCCUGGUCCCCUCCCCCUCUCUCCCUCCCACCCCUCCUCCGCAGCCCUUAUAGCCACAUCCUCCAAGGAAAAACCCCAGACUCCUGCACCGCCCGCGGAGAUGAGAAUGUUCGUGGAGGCCCAGAGGCUUAGGGGGCCUCACUCAGCCCUCCUGCUCCUGGGACUCGUGCUGGGCGCUGCAGCCCAGCUCAACUGUGUGGGGGACGCCUACCCCAAAGACGGCAGGUGCUGUCGUGACUGCCUGCCGGGUUUUGGGAUGGAGAGCCGCUGCAGCAAAGGCCAGGACACCGAGUGCCUCCCGUGUCGGCCUGGCUUCUACAACGAGGCUACGAACUACGAACCCUGCAAACCCUGCACGCAGUGCAAUCAGAGAAGUGGGAGCGAACCCAAGCGGAGGUGCACACCCACACAGGACACUGUCUGUAGCUGUAAGCCAGGCACAGAGCCCCAGGACGGCUUCAAGCGUGGAGUUGACUGUGCCCCGUGCCCACCGGGACACUUCUCCCCAGGUGACGACCAGGCCUGCAAGCCCUGGACCAACUGUACCUUGAUGGGAAAGCGCACGGUGCAGCCAGCCAGCAAAAGCUCGGACGCUGUCUGUGAGGACAGGAGCCCCCCAGCCACACUGCCGUGGGAGACCCAGCAGCCCCCAGCCUGGCCCCCCACCACCCAUCCCACCACGGCCUGGGCCAGGGCCCCACAGGAGCCCUUCACACCCCCUACAGAGCCCCCCAGGGGCCCCCAGCUGGCUGUUGUCCUGGGCCUGGGCCUGGGCCUGCUUGCCCCUGUGGCCGCCGCGCUGGCCCUGCUCCUGCACCACCGAGCCUGGCGGCUGCCCCCUACUGGAAAUGGCUUCCGGACCCCCAUCCAAGAGGAGCAUGCCGACACCAACUCCACCCUGGCCAAGAUCUGAGCAGCGUGCUCCCACCCCAGGCUGGGGGCCCAGAGGGUCUGCUAGACAUUGAGGGGCAUUGGGGGUGCCCCCAGGCGCAGGCCGCCGCCCCCCCA